CAAUUCAAAACAUUUGGCGCGAAAUAUGGGCUGCUGUGGACAUUCGCGGGAUACAGGUUCGAAAACAAUACGUACCAUUGGCCCUGUACGAAAUAGAACAUGUACAGAUAUUCCUUGUUGUAUAUUGUUCGCAAUAUUCAUCGUUGGUUUCCUUAUCGUUACUUUGUGGAGUUUUGCCAUGGGAGACUUUAAACGUGUCGUACAUCCAACUAAUUCGCAGGGACAAGUUUGUGGUCGUGAUGUUCCUGGUAAACCAUAUCUGUUCUUCUUUGAUUUGCAAAGUUGUCUCAGACUGGGGCCAGCUUUAGUUGUUACAGGGUGCCCGACGCCUCAGGUCUGUGUAGCAUCGUGUCCAAAAUAUUACUGGUCUUGGAAAGGUCCCUUUGAUCAAAAACUUCAAUAUGUUAGGAGUUUAAUGAUAUGUGUAGGGGGUGUAGAUGCGAAUGAUCCUAAAUUUGCCAACCAGAGUAUUGAUCAUUUAGUACAAGACAAACAAUGUGCCCCAUAUGUAUAUCAUUCUAGAUCAAUGCUUGGUCGGUGCAUCCCAAGUCAAGUAUCUCGGUUAAUGGGAAAUGGAACUGGUCAAGUUCGUGAUGAAACUGGUAAACCUAUACUUUUAAUGGAUGCCAAAAAUCAAGAGGUGAAUGGUAUGGAAGUAGUGAAAAGUCGAAAAUUGGUGUUGGAAUUUACUACAUUCUUUGAAAAAGUUGUUGCUGAUCUAAGCCAAACCUGGCAUGUUAUAUUAGUAUGUAUUUCAGUAUCUGUGGUGUUAUCAUUCUGUUGGAUCGUUUUAUUACGAUGUUGUGCAUCAGUUAUGGUUUGGACUUCAUUAAUUCUGUUUGUCGCCCUGUUUUCUUUCGGCACUGGGUUUUGUUUUUACAGAUGGAGUGUACUACGUAAAACAACUGAGGGUUCUAAUGACCUUGAAUUCUCUUUGGAUAUCGCAUCGUAUUUCCGUUUAGCAUCGACAUGGCUUGCAUUAGGAAUUAUUUUUGCUAUUCUACUGGUGAUCAUACUUCUGAUAUUAAUAUUUUUACGCAAACGUAUUCUUGUGGCUAUUGCAAUAUUAAACGAAGCAAGCAAAGCAGUUUCAACUAUGACAUCUGUAUUAUUUUGGCCAAUACUACCGUUCAUUCUUGAAUUGAUUGUUAUUGCUCAAGUUUUAUUUGUGGCUAUUUCAUUGCGAACAAUAUCUGAUCCUGUUGGGACUAAAAUUAUGAAUGAUGAUCCUACAGUAACUCCUGGAUUUGGAGAUAAGGCUAGAAAUGAUAUAAGAGAAAUUUUUCAACUUAUCCCAUGUGAUCCUUUACAAAACAAUUCAGCUGGCAAAGCUUGUCGUUUUCUGUAUUAUGGAGACCGGAAAUAUACUAUCUACCUACAAUUUUUCAAUUUAUUCAUGUUUUUUUGGUUAAUCAAUUUUGUCAAAUCCUUAACACAAAUGACUUUAGCAGGAACAUUUGCUGAAUACUACUUUUCGUCUCAUAAUCAAAAAUCUUCAUCAAAAUGUCCAUUAAUAACAAGUCUAUUUCGAUCAACCUUUUAUCAUACUGGUUCAUUAGCAUUAGGAUCGUUUCUAAUUGCUUUAUUACAAUGGCUACGUGUUACACUUGAAUAUAUCAAUGCAAAAUUGAAGAAAGCUAAUAAUCCUGUUACAGAUUUUCUCUUGAAAUGUUUAAGUUGUUGUUUUUGGCUACUUGAGAAAUUUCUAAGAUUUCUUAAUAGAAAUGCUUUUAUUAUGAUUGCUAUCUAUGGUCAAAGUUUUUGUUCAGCCUCUCGUUCAGCAUUGUCUUUACUUGCGCGCAAUGUAGUCAGACUAUUUGUGGUCGAUAAAGUGACUGAUUUUAUUUUAUUUAUUGGGAAACUUGUUGUUGUCAGUAUUGUUGGUAAGUGAAUAUAUUUAAAUUUUAUGUGAACAUGGCUAAAUAAUAUUUGAGUAGGGUUAUUUUUUUACUGUACUAUAACAUUGUAUUACUGGUUCAUUUUAAGGUUUAAUAAGGACAUUUCCUGUACAGUUUUGUAUAAGCGGUGUCUGUAAUGACAGUUUUACAAACUUUUUUGAAUGAAAGUAAAAAGAAUUCAGCGAAGAAAAUUUCUUCACUGAAAUGACACAAUGGGUUAUUUUAACUAACUGUUUUGUUCUAUUAAUAAUAAAUAUGCAAGAACGAUAAGGUAUAAAUCUGAUUGGUAUAUUUCUUGAGAAUGUGUUCGGGAAAAAAUAACUUCUAUUUGACCUAUUCUAAAAAGAAAGAAUUAAUUGUUGUUGAUAUCCUUCAGAAAUCAGUUAUUGGUUAGUUUGGUUAUGAAAGAUAAAUAGUAUUCAUAAUGAUCAUUAAUACUUGAAUCCGACUUUACCGAAUAAAGAUUUCACUACUUAAGCUGAUUAUAAUAAAUUAACCUUGGGAUCUGUUGAAACAAGUUGUUAAAAACUUAACCAAUAACAAUACUAUACAAAUUUCUAUUGAAAAUAAUUGUUGUAUUUUUAUAGUUGACCUUUAUUUCAUUCUUCGUGGUGGCCUUGUUUGGUCACCCGAAUGUUUAUCAUCGUUAAGCGUAAGUGAUUUCUACUAUGACAAUUCAAAAUUUUAUAUAAUGUCUUCUGUGUAUUAGCAUGCUGUCAAGUCUCAUUUAAAAAUUUCUAUGUUACGCGUAUCAUGCAUGGAUCUCACACAGUAAUUUUCUGUGUUGUAUUCAUUGUUAGUUUAUAAAAUGCUAAAUUUGAGACUUCAUACCAUGGUUUGUAUCAUUGUACAGUAAUGGUUACUAUCAAUUCACAAUGUUGUCUAAACUAAUUCAUUUAAUCCAUUCAUUCUCUGGUGGAUAUGAAGAAUAAUACCAUUAAGAUUGUAUGUAACCAUUUCAACUAUUAAUAUUUCACUUUGUGUUACUAGUUAUUUUUUCCUGUUGUUUGCCAUCUAAAAUGGAUCAUAAUUUUUUUGAAUUCAGGUGGUAUGGCUUAUGUCUAUUUGGAAGGUAUAUUGUUCAAAGGGAAUGACUUUCUAAGUGACGCGUUUACUUCUAAUCUUCAUUAUGCAUUCGUGCCAUUGGGUAUUAUCAUACUUGCAUCUUACCUUGUGGCGUCAUUAUUCUCAAGUGUUUUUGAAAUGGGUGUCGAUACAAUAUUUCUUUGCUUUUUGGAAGAUUUAGAGAAGAAUGACGGAUCUGCUGAAAGACCAUAUUAUAUGAGUAAAAAUCUUAUGAACAUUUUAGGAAAACGAAAUGCUCAAUUACCACAAGUUAAACAAGCUAUUUAAUAUUAUUUUUGUUCAAUGUGCCUUCAUUACACGUCAUAGUUUCUUUUUUUUUUGUUUUGUUUUGUUUUUAAUUUUGCACAAAAUAUUUGUUUAAAAAAAAUUACAAAUAGAAAUACAAUCAAUCCUAUUUCAUUUGCAUUUUCUUUUCCCGCCAAACAUUAAUGACUUGCUUUAUCACAAUCUCUUACGUAAUAUUCACUCACCGCUUUAUUUGUUUAGGUACGAUAAUUUAUCAGAAAUAAUCUUUUGUUCCCUUCUUAGUUUUUCUUCCCAGAAACUCACAUUAUUAUUAUUAUUAUUAUGUUUUGCUUAAAAUUUGUUAUGCAAGUUUUUUUCCGCGUUUUUUUAAUCUAAAAAUAAACGUUUGUUUUACUGAUC
This is a messenger RNA of Schistosoma guineensis, 3629 nucleotides long. The record is from the annotation of a GenBank genome assembly. NCBI's taxonomy places the organism in Eukaryota, Metazoa, Platyhelminthes, Trematoda, Strigeidida, Schistosomatidae.